GACUUUGCCACGGACCUGGGCUUCAAGAAGGUCCUCUGCGCUUUGAUGGAGCUGAAGGAGGGCGGCGUGAUUUGGUUUUCGCCGCCGUACUGUGGAGACCCGCAGGAGAACGACAUUCAGAACGUCGCCGAGGCCAAGCGCGAGGAGUACCUCGACACGGCGAAGAAGGUGUGCUUCUUGGGCAUGGUCGCAGUGCGGCGCAAGGUCACGGUCAUCGUAGAGUGCGCGCGGGAUAGUUGGUUCUGGAAGUACGGCCCGUGGAUGACCAUGGUGGAGUCCCACGGCAUGUACUGCUCCGACGUUGUGUUCUGCGCGUACUCCGAUGACGCGCCCUACGAUACGUUCCAGCACCGCAUCAGGCUCAUGGGGACCGAGUGGUGGGUGGGCCUCCUAGGCAGCAAGUGCACCCACGGAGAGGGAGUUCACCCGCGUGCCCGCUUAUGCUGGUUCAACGAGGUCUACCCGCCGAAAUUCUGCCAGUUUGUCGUCGAGACUUACAAGAAGUUCGCCCGCGUGGAGCCGCUUGACCCUGGCCCUGUCCCGUACGCGGAAGCUCUCUCGCAGUCUGGAGUCGAUGCGGAUUUCUCGCUCGGCAUGGGGUUCCUCGGCGUCGAGCGGCCCAGGAAGUUGGCAAGAACGGAUUCGGCAGUGUCGGAGCGGCUGAGCGCCCCGUUGGACGGGCUGAGCGAGUCGGACAAGGAGCCCGAUAGCAUAGGCGGCGAUGGUGCCAAGAUCGAGGACCAAGCGUUUUUCAUGACGAGCACGCCCCAGCGAGACAGCAACGGCAAGUACACGAAGGAGAGCAUGGACAAGUUCGUGGACGAGCAGAAGGCCAUCCAGGCGAGCCUCGAGCAAGAGGAGAUGGACCGCAAGCUCGCUAUGCGCAUGCAACAACAAGAGGUGCGAGACACCCUUAAGGCUGAUAUCGCGAGGGCUUCCGAGGGCGCGGCCGCCUCGAGCAUUCGCGUGGAGGAGGUCGACAGCCCUCCCAUCGCAGAGAUCGACACCGCGAUCGCAGUCGACGAGGUCGACAGCCCCCUCGAGCCCUCGGAAAGUGAGAGGCCCACGCGGUGCCCUCUGCGCUGCCCCGUUCCCGCGUUCCGCGACCCGAGCCCGUCGAGCACGUCUGAGAGCGACGGGCCUGCGUGA
Prorocentrum cordatum is the source of this 1149-nucleotide messenger RNA. NCBI's taxonomy places the organism in Eukaryota, Dinophyceae, Prorocentrales, Prorocentraceae. The record is from the annotation of a GenBank genome assembly.